AUGAAUACGAGGAAAAGGAAAAAAUCAAACUGGGAACUCAAAGGUGCCUUCGAUAUCCAGGAACUUCCUCAAGUUUUAGUACUAGACAUUCUAUCAAGGCUUUCCAUCAAGGCCCUCUACAGUUGCAGAAGCGUUUGUAAAGACUGGCUUCAUAUAAUUCAUGGCUCUGAAUUUGCUCGCAUACAACUUCGAAGACCACCCAUCAGCAUCUUGAUCAAGACAUCUCAGCGUGCAAGAGCACAAAGGAAAUUAGAUUUGAUCCAAAUAGCUGCAGGGUCAGGUAUGCGAGUCGAGAGAAUGAGGUUUUCUCCCAUGAAUGUUCUACCUGUUCAUCCUGUUGCUGCAGUUGAGUUGAUAAACUCAAGCAAUGGUUUGCUUUGUAUACGUCAGUGCAUGAAUUAUAGAUUCUUGUACGUGUGCAACCCCAUUUUAGGAGAGUACAUUCGCAUUCCUGAUUAUAAUUCCUUGGUCGAUUUUGUUGCACUUGGUUUUAGCACAAGGAACAAUGAAUACAAGAUCCUGCAAACAAGUUACUAUAGCGACUAUGACUUUGAGCUUGAUGCUAUGAUAUACACCAUUGGUAAAAGCAAAGUUUGGAGAAGUAUUGGAAAGCGUCCAAGAUCCUGUAGAGGUGGCCGAAUACCAUUCAAUUCCUUUCUGCAUGGAGGUAUUCAUUGGAUAUCCGAUCAUGACAAUCCUCCUUCAUCUAUACAAUGUUUCGACUUUGAAAGAGAAGAGUUUCGACAACUACAACUUCCCUUGCUCAAUAAAUAUAAUGGUUUGAGGUUGGGAGUCUUGAAAGGUAGUCUAUAUCUAUGUGUGUUUGAAGGUGAUGAUAGGAAAUGUGACUUGUGGGUUAUGAAGAAUUAUGGUGUUCAACAAUCUUGGACGAAAUUUUGUGUCAUCGAACACAUGUAUCCCAGUGCCCUGAAUAUGUACGAGCCAGUCAUGUUCUUGAGUGAUGUGGAAAUCCUAAUGGCCUCUGACAAGUUUGUGCUGAGCUAUAAUCUAGUGACAAAGCGUCUCGAAAAAACUAGAAUUCUUCGAACUCGGUCUCAGUUUCUGGCAUUUGGUUACUAUCCUUGCUUUGUUUCACUCCAUGAUGUUGCAAAUGGAGAGAAGGUGCAAAGGAUUAGAAACAAUGACAAAUUUGAAAGCCUGCUUUCUGAAGGGAGGAACGUUUACGCUGAUCUGAUCAAUUCAUCAUUCAUCGAAAGGUUAAUUAAGGAUGUGCUAGCUAGACUAGGGUUUAGGGUUUAG
Molecule: messenger RNA, 1260 nt
Organism: Fragaria vesca subsp. vesca
Lineage: Eukaryota; Viridiplantae; Streptophyta; Magnoliopsida; Rosales; Rosaceae
Product: F-box protein At3g07870-like
Exons: 2
Coding region: 1-1260 (419 amino acids)
Molecular function (GO): protein binding
Source: RefSeq, a predicted model, not a curated record